AUGUCGACAACGAUUGCUGACGCUUACAACCUCUGUAUCAAGAUAUUUUAUCUUGCUUGCGAUUCUGACGGCGCAAACAUGGAAUACAGCCAAGCGGUACCCAUAGAGUCUAUGCGCAACGAGCUAGCUCGAUUACAGCUCUGGGGCGAUGAUUUGGAGAUUGACUCUCUCGACUUAGGUCUAUAUCCAGGGGACCAUCUCAAAAUGGAUGUGUUGGAACAUUUAAUGGAGAUUGUGCAGUUUCUCUCUCACCAAAUGCCGUCGCUGCUCCGAAACGAGCAGCACAUGGGGCUUGAAAUGCUCUACCACUGGAAGAAACUAUGUAUGGAUGCAAACAUUCGUAAGAACGCUGGGAAGGCCGAGAUAUCAGACUCUGACAGUGUUGACUUCGACGAUGACCUGGAGGAUGCUAUUGAAUUGAUAGGCUUUAGAACAACAUGCCUGCUAGAGCUCUCACCAAUCCUAGAGCAAUUGAUCGAAGCCAGAAAGAAGGCUGAAAGGUCAGAGAUUGACAGCGAACUUCCGAUAACACACGGCUAUGCCUUUCAUUAUUCCAGAGCACUUCGCGAUCGGUUCCCUGAAGCAUCCCAAACGUUGCUCGAUCGACUUGGGCAAGCCAAUGAACAAAGACACAGAAUCCUUCGAGAAAGACAUGCGAAAUAUCAGAGUCAAAGCGAACAUAUCGCGUCUCUACUCUCGAAAACCGUCGCAAGCCAAUCAGCUUUUCAUGAUUCGGGCAUAGGGACGACAGAGUCCGCGAACAGUGUCUAUCCUAGAAGUAAUACGAGUCUCUCAUCUUUCGCCUCAAGCAAAACACAAGAAACCGCCGGUCUGAGGGUACCUCCAGCGCCAAAGGAGGUGAUUGGUCGAAAAGCUUUCAAAGCCACAGGUCAAGCAACAGACGACACAAUCAAGAGUCCUUCUCAAGACCAGAGAAUUUGUCCUCUAUGUCAAGAGUGUUCCGCCCAAUCACAAGAAAGUUUCAUCCGCCAUUUAGCACAGCAUUUGGAAGAAAUUGCUUUGAUGGCACUUCCGCCAAGUUACGAUGAAGAUAGUGACUAUUCAUCGUGUGAGGACGAUGACAACCGUAACGAAAAGCGAGAGUAUACUGACAAAAUCUUAAAUCAAACUACUGAAGAGAGAGACACUUAUGCUGGGCUCUACCUUGACACUGAACGUCAAUCGCAUGAACCUGACUUACCAGAUACCUUCUUGAAAUCUCAAAAACCCUCGGCAUCCUCCACACAAAAGGCUAUAUUACAUUGCUUAGCCCCCCGGUGCACUUAUCAAACAGACCGUCUUCACGACCUUAAGCGUCACAAGCAGAGCAGCCAUGAUACUCCAGAAGACCUGUAUAAAGCCGGGGUACUGACAGAUUGUCCGUACGAUGACUGCGGACACGUUGGGAAAAACGGCUUUAAACGUAAGGAUCAUCUGCGAGAUCAUACCAGACGCUGGCAUAUGAUGGACCUACCAAAGGAGAUGGGAGGAACAGGCAAGAAGGUGCCUCCACCAUCGAAGAAAUAA
Bacidia gigantensis is the source of this 1527-nucleotide messenger RNA. RefSeq lists its product as uncharacterized. NCBI's taxonomy places the organism in Eukaryota, Fungi, Ascomycota, Lecanoromycetes, Lecanorales, Ramalinaceae. The transcript has 2 exons. Bases 1 to 1527 code for a protein of 508 amino acids. The record is from RefSeq and is a predicted model, not a curated record.